Molecule: messenger RNA, 865 nt
Organism: Musca domestica (house fly)
Lineage: Eukaryota; Metazoa; Arthropoda; Insecta; Diptera; Muscidae
Product: chymotrypsin-1
Exons: 2
Coding region: 31-813 (260 amino acids)
Biological process (GO): proteolysis
Molecular function (GO): serine-type endopeptidase activity
Source: RefSeq, a predicted model, not a curated record
GAUGGAAAAUGUUUAGUACACGACAGAAAAAUGUUGUCGAAAUUAUCGCUGAUCGUUGUGUUGGUGUCACUGGUCGCCACUGGUGUCCACUGCUUCCCCGAGGGACGUGUCGUGAAUGGUACCUCCACAGAAAUUACCAAAUAUCCAUUUAUGGUAUCGCUGCGCGGUGCAACCGGUUCUCAUUCGUGCGGUUCGAGUAUUAUUGCUCCACGUUUUAUUCUAACUGCUGCCCAUUGUGUCGACGGACGUAAUGCUGGUCAAAUUAGUGUCCAAUAUGCCACCACCACCAUUAGCGCCAAGGGUGACAAUGUCAUUCCGGUGAAACGCAUCAUCAUGCACGAAGGUUACAAUCCCUCAAAUUCAUAUGCCAAUGAUAUUGCCCUGUUGGAAUUGUACGGCACAUUGGUAUUCAACUAUAAGACAUUGGCUCCAGUCAAUUUACCCGAUCCAUAUUUCGAAAUUCCUCAACUACCUGAAGGUGUGCCCGGUGUUUUGGCUGGUUGGGGUUUGAAUGAGACUGGUGGCUACAUUCAAAACACUUUGCAAGAAGUCAAUUUGAAAAUCUAUUCCGAUAACGAAUGCCAAGAAAGACACAAUUACCAAACAAAUCCCGAAUAUCACAUUUGUGGCGGUGUUGAUGAAGGCGGCAAGGGACAAUGUUCUGGCGAUUCGGGCGGUCCUCUGUUGUACAAUGGCAACGUGCAAUUGGGUAUUGUCUCGUGGAGUAGAAAACCAUGCACCAUUGCUCCCUAUCCCGGUGUUUACACCAAGGUCUCGCACUAUAUUCACUGGAUUAAACAACAUAUUGAAUAAACGCAUUGUUUUUGUGGAAUAAAUAAAAUACAAGUCGAGAUUAAAAAUGGAA